AUGCUACCGUACCUCUUCCCUGACCUUGCUUCCUUUCCUACAGUCACUUACCUCAUUACGCACCUCCGCACUAGUGACACUCGCUACCGCGCUGCGCUUCCUGCUGAGUUCUGCGCCAAGAACCCCCCCCCCAUGUACAUCACCGUCUACUACAUAGUCACCCGACUCCCUGACUCUCUCCGCGUAGUCAGAGACCUCUUCCUCUCAGUUUGCCCCACCACUCUCACCGUUGACCUCCUCGAGAAGGCCCUCCUGGCGGCAGAGAAGAGCAUAGUCGCAGUAGGAGCCUCUCGUGGUGACCCUCGCACCCCCGUCUUUGAGGGGUGUUCCCCCUCCCCCCUUUUGCCCUCUGUUGCUUCUGCUGCUGCGGCCGACCUCGUUGGUCUCGAGUCGAUCGGCCCUGCGUCUGCCCCGAGCGGGAGACGCCGCACCGACAAGGGCAAGGGGGGCAAGGGCGCUGGAGGGGGUGGCGGGGGUGGCGGAGGUGGCGGUGGCGGCACUGGAGGGGGUGGGGGUGGUGGUGGGAGUGGUGGUAGGGGUGGAAGUGUCAGUGGCGCCAGUGGAGGCGGAGGCGGCGGUGGCGGUGGGGGCGGAGGUAGCGGGGGUGGCGGUGGAGGAGGAGGCGGCGGCGGAGGAGGCGGAUCUGGUCGGGGUGGCGCUGCGCAGAGGGUCGGCUCCGGUGGUGGUCAGCGCCAGCAGCAGCAGCGCACUCGUGACGUCCCCCCCCCUCAGCAGCUCCGUGAGUGGGCGGGAGUAGCUAUCUUUGACCUUGACUUUGAUGCUAUUCUUGCUACCAUGUAUGCUGUGACUAUUAGUGAUGAGGGUGAAUGUUACCGGUGUUUCCCGCCUGACCCGGGUAUUGAGACUGCUGCUCUAGGGACUGGUGAGGCUGCUGCUCUAGGUACUAGCGAGGCUGUUGCUCUAGGUGCCAGUGCGUCUGCUUCCUCGGGUGCUGGUGAGUCUGCUCUCUCAGGUACCGCGUCGGCUUCAGCCUCCCACACCUUCACCCUUUACUCGGGGGCUUCUCGCUCCUUCUUUGGAGACCGCACCACACUCACGCCGCUUGGUCGGCCAGUUGCAGUCUCUCUGGCAGACCCCUCUGGGGGUCCAGUCCUUGCUCACUUCUCCACUGUCCUCCCGUGUCCGGCGGCCCCCUCUGGCACCCUGUCUGGUCUUUACCUCCCCUCGUUCUCUACGAACUUGGUGAGUGGUGCUGACCUACAGGAUGCGGGGGUUCACCAGUUCACUCCUGCGAGUCAGCGGGUGACCCACUGCACGGACGCUCCGACAACCCGACACCUGUACCCUGUGGUAUAA
Closterium sp. NIES-65 is the source of this 1317-nucleotide messenger RNA. NCBI's taxonomy places the organism in Eukaryota, Viridiplantae, Streptophyta, Zygnematophyceae, Desmidiales, Closteriaceae. The record is from the annotation of a GenBank genome assembly.